Schistosoma curassoni is the source of this 2856-nucleotide messenger RNA. The record is from the annotation of a GenBank genome assembly. NCBI's taxonomy places the organism in Eukaryota, Metazoa, Platyhelminthes, Trematoda, Strigeidida, Schistosomatidae.
AUGUCGAUCAUGGAUUGUAUGAAUUCGGUAGAUUCUUCAUCUCCAGUAGUGCAAAAGUCUGCAAAUGACUUGAGAGAAUAUAAAGUGAUGCGUUUAUGCAAUAGGAUGAAAGUGCUUCUUAUAAGUGAUCCGGAAACAGAUAAAUCUGCAGUGUGUUUAUCUGUGAACAUUGGUUCACUGUCGGAUCCGAAAGAACUGCCUGGUCUCGCACACUUUUGUGAGCAUAUGUUGUUUCUUGGUACGAAAUCAUUUCCAACAGAAAAUACCUAUUUGAAGUACAUAACCGAUCAUGGUGGUCACUGUAAUGCUUUUACGAGUCCAGAUAGAACUUCUUAUGUGUUUGAUGUUGCACCUGAAAGUUUGAAGGGUGCGUUGGAUAUUUUCUCACAGUUUUUCAUCUGCCCUCUUUUCACCGAUUCUGCAACAGAACGUGAGGUGAGUGCUGUACAGUCGGAACAUGAGAAGGACAUUAGUAAUGAUACUAGACGUCUUUUUCAGCUAGAGCGAAGCUUGUCAAAAAGUGGUCAUGAUUAUACGAAAUUCCUCUCCGGUAAUCGAUACUCUUUAUUUGAGUCCAGUUGUGCACAAUCGGUGAAUACACGUGAAAAGUUGUUGCAAUUCUAUUCAACAUGGUAUUCGUCAAAUGUGAUGGGACUAGUUAUUCUUGGAAGAGAAUCCAUAAAUGACCUAGAGAAACUUGCAGAAGAUAAGUUUUCGGAAGUUAUUGAUCGUAAUGUUGUGCAACAAUCAUGGAACUAUACUCCAUGGCCUGAUAUAUGUCUCAAGAAAAUGGUAUAUGUCGUCCCACUGAAUGACGUCCAUCAAAUGAAUAUAAUGUGGCCUAUUCCUGACUAUAUUCCAGACUAUACAGCUCAAGCCACUAGUUAUGUGACUUAUUUACUUGGUCAUGAAAGUCGUGGAAGUUUACUGAGCUUAUUCAAAAAUGCAGGCUGGGCUAAUCAACUAACAUGUGAUGUUAAUAGAUCAGGAGCUGGGAUUUGUUAUCUGAAUGUGUUCGUUCAUUUAACUUUGAAAGGACUUGAGAAAACCAAUGAAAUUAUAACAAAUAUAUAUCAAUACAUCAACAUGCUUCACUCUGAUGAACCAAAAAAGUGGGUGUUGGAUGAAAUACAGAUUUAUAAGAUGCAAGAUGACCUAACUAAUCAUUUUAUGGCAACUGUCUAUGAUCCUAAUUUAAUUAAGAAACUAUUAACUUGUCUUACUCCUGAUAAUAGUCGAAUCUUUUUACUUAGUAAAACGUUUGCCGACAAAUGUGUGGAGGAAGAACCCUGGUAUCACACUAAAUAUCUUGCUAUUAAUAUUCCUGAAAAUACCUUGUCAGCAUGGCGAAAUAGUCCUUCUAAUCCAGAAUUGAGAUUCCCCGAGCCAAAUUCAUUCAUUACUACUGAAUUUGAUUUGUUGCAAAACAAAUGCCCCAUGAAUGUGGAAAUGCCAGAAUUAUUAAUCGAAACAGAGAUGUCUCGUAUUUGGUACUUUCAAGAUACAGAAUUCAAUCUUCCCAAAGGUUUUAUCAAAUUUCAUAUUGUCAGUUUGUCAACAUUUUGUAGUCCUUUACAUGAAACACUUUGUGCGUUUUAUGUAAACUUGUUUUUGGAUCAGAUUUAUGAACUUAAUUACUCUAGUGUGUUUGCUGAUAUAACAGUUCAUGUGGGAUAUACUAAUAGAGGUAUCACGCUUUUGUUUUCAGGAUUUACCCAUAAAUUGAAAACUUUUGUCCAAGAAAUAGUAACACAACUUGUCGAUUAUUGGGAACCAAAAACUGAUCGUUUCGAAUGCAUCCGUGAGAAAAUUUCCCAAAAUAUUACCAAUUUUUCAUUAAAACCAACUCAUCACCAGGCCUGUACAUAUUUAACGAAUAUUACUACACAUCAUUCUUGGAUUAUUGAUGAUUUUAUUCAAGCUCUAAAAGAUAUUACCUACGAAAAGUUGGUUAAUUAUAUCAAAGAGUUUUAUGAAUGCAUUUUUAUCGAAGGCCUUAUAUAUGGCAGUAUCACCGAAAAGGAUGCAAUAGAUUAUUACGAAAUGAUUCGAGAUCUGUUAAUACAAAAAUUUGAUUCUAAACCAUUUUUGCUAUCUCACAUCGCAACACCUCGAGAAGUUAUAAUUCCUGAAGAUUCCAGUUUUCUUUAUCAACGAUAUAUUUCUGGUCAACCAGCUUCUGCGAUUUACUAUUACCUUCAAUGUGGUGAGCAGUCUACGCUUAACAAUACAUUACUCCAUCUGUUUUAUCAGAUUGUAAGAGAACCCAUUUUCGAUAAACUACAUACGGAACAACAAUUGGGUUAUGUUGUACAGGCUGGACUCCGACGAUCCAAUAAACUGCAAGGUUUUCGUAUUUUAGUGCAAUCAUCUUAUCAUCCUAAUAAAAUUGAUAAAUGUAUCGAAGAAUUUCUACUUACUGUAAAUAAACUGUUAGAAGAUAUGUCUGACGAAGAAUUUAAUGUUCAUGUGCAAUCCCUCAUGACACAUUUACUGGAAAAACCGAAAGGUAUGCAAGAUCGAUUUGGGCGUUUAUGGUCUGAAAUUGCUUGUCGACAUUAUAAUUUCAAACGAAAUGUACAUGCGGUUAGUGUAUUGAAAUCACUCAAAAAGAAUAACAUUAUCAAUUUCUUCAAAGAGUAUAUUGAUCCUUCAUCAUGUACAAGAAGAAAAUUAGUAGUUCAAAUAAUAUCGAAUGAAGAACAUUUAUGUGAUUCAGAAUUUAGUAAUCAUAACAAGAAGGUAGUCGUCCUAAAAAACCAUACGGAAUUGAAACGUUACUGUCCGUUGAGUUCUUUAACAAAACCAUUCAUGAUGUUCACUUCCAAAUAUGAAGGGAUAUCACUACGAUUUUAA